This is a messenger RNA of Ictidomys tridecemlineatus (thirteen-lined ground squirrel), 366 nucleotides long. RefSeq names its product vasopressin-neurophysin 2-copeptin. The record is from RefSeq and is a predicted model, not a curated record. Lineage: Eukaryota; Metazoa; Chordata; Mammalia; Rodentia; Sciuridae.
AUGCCCAGCACUCUGCUGCCCGCCUGCUUCCUUGGCCUGCUGGCCUUCACUUCUGCGUGCUACAUUCAGAUGUGCCCAAGCGGGGGCAAAAAGAUCAUGAUUGAGAAUGGAGACGACCCAGGACCUCAGUCCCAUGAUUAUCACUUGCACUCUGGCACCCUGAAGCCCAGCAUGUACUCCUUGCACCUGCCUGGCCUGGUGCAUGCCCCUACUUUUCCCACCGCCUCCCUGAUCGCACUCACCUGCAUCCAUCCCUGCAAUAAGUGCACCAGCGACCCCGCGGGCCGCCCUGCCUUUGACCGAAGCAGGGGAGCCCACGACAGGAGCAACGCCACCCAGCCGGAGGAGCCCACCUGCUGCAGAUAG